This is a messenger RNA of Vollenhovia emeryi, 3646 nucleotides long. It is a transcript of the gene kn, whose product is annotated as transcription factor collier. The transcript has 13 exons. The record is from RefSeq and is a predicted model, not a curated record. Gene Ontology annotation, biological process: regulation of transcription by RNA polymerase II. Lineage: Eukaryota; Metazoa; Arthropoda; Insecta; Hymenoptera; Formicidae. The coding region runs from base 3 to 1670 and encodes 555 amino acids. Gene Ontology annotation, molecular function: DNA-binding transcription factor activity, RNA polymerase II-specific; RNA polymerase II cis-regulatory region sequence-specific DNA binding.
AUAUGAGGCAGAUACUGAAGGAGGAACCUGUGCCACGUGCUUGGCCGCAGCCCGCGCUCGCCGACAACGGAACGGUUGGCGUGGGCCGGGCGCAUUUCGAGAAACAACCACCGAGUAAUCUGAGGAAGAGCAAUUUUUUCCAUUUCGUAAUCGCCCUUUACGAUCGACACGGCCAACCGAUCGAGAUUGAGAGGACGUCGUUCAUGGGCUUCGUCGAGAAGGAUCAGGAGUCUGAGGGCCAAAAAACGAACAAUGGUAUUCAGUACAGUCUACAUCUGCUCUAUUCCAACGGUGUCAGACAGGUGCAGGAUAUCUACGUGAGGCUUAUAGACUCCGCGACAAAACAAGCAAUCAUGUAUGAGGGGCAAGACAAGAAUCCGGAAAUGUGCCGUGUUCUACUUACGCACGAAGUCAUGUGCAGCCGAUGCUGCGAUAAGAAGAGCUGCGGCAACAGGAACGAAACGCCCAGUGAUCCUGUCAUCAUCGACCGAUUCUUCCUCAAGUUCUUUCUCAAGUGUAACCAAAACUGCCUCAAGAACGCCGGCAAUCCACGUGACAUGAGACGCUUUCAGGUGGUCAUAUCUACGCAAGUGGGAGUGGAAGGACCAUUACUAGCGGUUUCGGACAAUAUGUUCGUCCACAACAACAGCAAGCACGGGCGCAGAGCGAAACGUUUGGACCCCAGUGAUCCUGGCGAGUAUAACAGUUUGUAUCCACCAAUACCUCUCCAAACACCAUGCAUAAAGGCGAUAUCGCCUAAUGAGGGUUGGACGUCGGGUGGAUCCACCGUCAUAAUCAUCGGUGAAAAUUUCUUCGACGGAUUGCAAGUAGUUUUCGGAUCGAUGCUAGUUUGGAGCGAGUUUAUCACACCACACGCAAUCAAGGUGCAGGCACCAGCGCGGCAAAUACCCGGCGUCGUCGACGUCACGUUACAUUAUAAAAGCAAACAAUUCUGUAAAGGAGCGCCCGGUAGAUUUGUCUACGUUUCGGUAAACGAACCCACGAUCGACUACGGCUUCCAAAGGUUACAGAAACUCGUUCCGCGGCACCCCGGUGACCCUGAAAAGCUUCCAAAGGAGAUAGUAUUGAAGAGGGCGGCGGAUCUAGCGGAAGCCAUUUAUAGUAUGCCUAAGAGCGGAAACAUGGGGAUCGCGGGGGCACCCAGAAGUCCGGGUUCAGUGCACGCACCGGCACCUCCUACAUCCAGUUCGGCAACGGCCUUUAAUUCGUAUACAGGACAACUUGCGGUGACGGUGCAGGAAAAUGGUACCGCGGCAAAAUGGACAGACGACGGUAGUUCCGUGACAACAGGAGCUGCUGCUGACGGAGGAGGCGGCGGCGGCGGUGGUGGCGGCGGCGGUGGCAGCGGUGGUAGUGUCGGAGCCAACGUCGGCAGCGCCGACGCUUAUAGACAAAGCAGCAGCGCAAGUCCACGUGGUGUCGUAACCGGCGGUGGUUAUUGCGGUAGUUCAGCCAGCACACCACACAGUCACAGUACUAACGGAAGUUAUUCCGUCGCCAAUCCGUACACCGGCAGCCCGACUCUCUACACCUCGCGACUAGGAGAGGUGGUCGGAUCACCAUUCAACAUGAACCCAUUUAUGUUGCCGACCUGCAAUCAAGGAUAUUCAGCCGCUGCCAGUCCGCUGCUUUCGUCAAACGGCAAAUAGUGCUACGAGAUGUAAACUCCGACGAGAUUGACGUGGAUCGUCGCCUUCGCGGAGAUAUUGUACGAACCGGCCGAUUAGUAUAUGCGACCGCAUCUGAAUAAUUGUGCAGAUAAUCGCAUAAACAAUGCCGCAUUAUUAUCGCACCGGCGUACGUACAUUGCCUUCGCGAAUUCGACUUGCUUGUGGCUCUCUUUUCUUCUCUGCUACUUUUGCGGCAAAAAGAAAGAAGGGCUGCUUGCGGCAACAUCAUUGUCGUCGGAGUUAAAGUCUUUUUUUUUUAUUGUUCUCCCUCUACGGGAACGCCGUGGACAGCUUUGUCAUUUGGCGGAGUUAAAGUCGAUAAUUUCGUAAGGAAUCAGGCAAAUCAGUGCAAAAAUCUAUAAGACAACUAUCUUGCUACGAUCACCGAUGAUCGAAUUAGUUAAGAAACGAUACAUAUCGAACAACGAGAAGGUGUUUUUCUAUAAAUCUAACAGCUCGGUCAAAAGAUGGCUCGGAAUAAUUAUUAAAAAGUAUAUUUAAAAAAAGCAACUUUAUCUUAUUUUACAACAGUUCUAAUAAUUUAUAGUUGGCAUGAAAUUCUUAUAUAAAUAAUAAUUUUAAUCAAUUCGAUAUCUCCAAUCGAUAUUUUAUGGCAAAUAUGAUCAAUACAAUUUAUAACAGCCCCUGUUAUACUAUAUUCCUUUAUCCCAUAUGUAAGUGAAUUCGUUAAUUGAUGAUUUAUUAAUGUAAAAGUCAUUUCGAAAAUAAUAAUGACGGUAGAUAUUUUUCUUAUUAUUAUUGAUAUAAUAAUGAUAUGCUUGCUGUAUUUGACACUAUUGACGAGCAAUAUUUAAACACAGAAUACUUUAAAUCUGUAUUUUAGACAAAAUUAAAAUCUAAUAAACCGAGAGCCAAUCGCAUGUACCGAACGAGAAAGCUAAGAUGGUAUCAAAUAUUUUAUAUCACUGAAACUACAGAGGCUGAUAAAGACCGAAAGAAAUUGACACCACUCGACGGACAUAUCGCUUAUUAAUGAAUAACAGAUACCAUAGUUUUAGAGAGCAUUUUCGACUUCGAAAUUUUAACUUCCUACCCCUACAAUUUAUGACUAACCAAUAUCGCCUAGUUAGCGUACCGUGUAACGUAAUUUGUAAAAUAUCUGUAAAUAUUGUUGCGAUGUACAAAAAGAAAACUAUUUCCAGGAAUCCAACGAAACAACAUUGACGUCACUCUAGAGUGAAAAUUAUUAUACAUAGGUGUAAAUAAACGUAGGGUGUACGUAGCGCAUCCGUAUAAUUGCGUCGGCGCCAUCCAAUUUUUUAACGCAAUCUCGAUCAGGAAUGCACGAGUUUAUGUCUCCAUAUCCAAUUCAAUUCAAAAAUUGAAUUUGUUGCAAUCCGUUCCACUCUCCACUUUAAAACAUAAUCUAGAUGAAUGACCAGUAUCUGGCAACAAAAUCAAACCACAAACGUUAAAAAGUUGGAUCGAACGCGACCUGUAUAAAACGUAUAUAGUUGAUUUGGAUCGUUUGAUAAGCCGGCCCGAAACAAAUCUCAUACAACUCACGAAAGUAUACGAAGUAUAUACCGGAUUGAAACUCCCAAUUAGUCCAAAACUUUUUGCAGCGGUUUUACGAGCGUAGAUCGUAUCGUUUGUCAAAACAAAAGUACCGUUAAAAGUUAUUAUUAUAAAGAGUUCCUUUUUGCAUAUCGAGAGACUUGGUAUGUACUUUUCUUCUAGGAAGUGCAUUCUUCGUCCCGGAGCCGAGCGCUCUGUGAUCUUGUGAUGUUGAUUAUAUAUAUAUAAAUAUAUAUAUGUAUAUUGAUUGUACCUUGGUUCAAUCACGUCACGUCAUCUUUUACGAGACGCGUUGUUCUUGUACGCACGCGAAGACACGAUACGCACACUCGCGCGUAUAAACACACUCGUCGGUGUAUAUUGAAAUAAAUUAAACUUACUUUUUGAGAAUUAAAAAUCUUGAUGAUAGAAAAGUU